UUUUGUGUGCACUCAGGUGUCAAAUUUCCUUUCCAAAAUAUUGCAUUUAUUUUAAUUGUUUGUGAAUAAAACUAAGAAAAUGCAGAAUCCCAAUGAGGAUACUGAAUGGAAUGAUGUCCUCCGGGCCAAAGGGAUCCUGCCGCCCAAGGAGAAGGAGGUUUCUGAAGAAGAGAUCGUGAAUAUGAUCGAGCAGACAAUUCUACAAAAGCAGGUUGAAAAGGAUAAACAACUGUCAGAACUGGACUUAGACGGUCUCGAUGAGCUUGAGGACUCUGAAGAUGAAGCUGUUCUAGAAGAGUAUAGAAGGAAACGGAUAGCAGAGCUCAAAAAGUUGGCAGAGAAGCCUCGCUUCGGAGACGUGAGGGAGGUCUCGGGGCAGGACUACGUGCAGGAGGUCAAUAAAGCUGGAGAGGGCAUUUGGGUGGUCAUACAUUUGUAUAAACAAGGUAUCCAGCAGUGUGCACUCCUCAACCAACACAUGAGGCAACUGGCAGCCAAGUUUCCGUACACCAAGUUCUUGAAGGCGGUGGCUCAGACCUGCAUCCCCAACUACCCCGAGAGGAACCUGCCCAGUGUGUUUGUGUACUUCGAAGGAGAUAUGAAAAAGCAGUUUAUUGGUGUGGAGCUGAGAGGAACUGCUCUCACAUGUGAUGAAUUUGAGUUCCUACUAGGACAAGUAGGAGCAGUGGAAAGCACAAUAAAAGAGGACCCCAAACCAAAGAUCAAGGACAAAAUGUUUGCAGACCUUGGCUCCAAUGACUGGUGAUGUUUGUCAUAGAUGAAUGCUUUUCAUUUGUCUAUGAUUUGUUAAGGAAGUGACAAUAGACUUUGCUUGGGGUUGGUGGGUUCGAUUGUAGCUUGUAAUGCGAAUAUUUAUUUAUUUUCUGUUAAGUUACUAACUAAAGAUUACUUUGAUAGUAUUAAAAUGAAUGUAUUUUGAAUAUGAAUGAGAUGUGAAAUUUGGAAAUUGUUAUAUGCAAUUUACCUAUCGACCUAAGUGCACAAAUUACACCUUGGUUGAGUACAAGAUGAAAUAUGUAAUAAAUUUUAAUAUUUUUUACACUACAGUUAUCUCUUGUA
This is a messenger RNA of Ostrinia nubilalis (European corn borer), 1080 nucleotides long. It is a transcript of the gene viaf, whose product is annotated as viral IAP-associated factor homolog. Gene Ontology annotation, cellular component: cytoplasm. The coding region runs from base 80 to 766 and encodes 228 amino acids. The record is from RefSeq and is a predicted model, not a curated record. The transcript has 6 exons. Gene Ontology annotation, biological process: protein folding. Lineage: Eukaryota; Metazoa; Arthropoda; Insecta; Lepidoptera; Crambidae.